AUGGUAAACUUGGCCGAUACACUUAUGAUAAAUACGGUGACGGACGGAGCUAUGAAUUUUUUGCGACAUAUUGGCAUCUUUAAAACCCAACAACCUACUCCACAACCAACUCAGAUUAUCGUAAGGAUGCCGCUGUGGCAACUAGCACAGGAGGCGGGGCCCUUUGUGCGCCUGGCUGGAUUGAGCGGUGCUGCCGCUGUAGUGUUGGGUGCAAUGGGAGCACAUCGCACGUUCCCUGAGCCCGAAACUAAGGAAGAUUUAAGGAAAAUAUUUGACACAGCCAACCGCUUCCAUUUCUUACAUACACUUGCACUUGUUACAGUACCUCUUUGCAAGAGACCAAUGAUUGCUGGUGCUUUCUUUAUUACUGGCAUGGCACUAUUUUGUGGGACCUGCUACUACCAUGCUUUCACUGGAGACCGUUGCUUCCGGAGGCUCACCCCCAUUGGCGGAUCUUGUCUUAUACUUGGAUGGGUUGCAAUGGUGCUGUAA
Spodoptera littoralis (African cotton leafworm) is the source of this 492-nucleotide messenger RNA. NCBI's taxonomy places the organism in Eukaryota, Metazoa, Arthropoda, Insecta, Lepidoptera, Noctuidae. The record is from the annotation of a GenBank genome assembly.